AUGGCUGCUGUAGGAGCGGCAGGAGCGAACCAGCCGGCUCAUGCUCAACCAAAUUUGCCAGCUCUUCCUCCUCACCUACAGUCGGACACCCACUUGACAGCUCAUUUGGCUAGUCGAUUUCAUGUCUCUUUGCCCACAGCCAAGUUGUCGUCUCAGGCACUUGUGUGUCUCAACACAUAUACAUCGGCGACCAGGGGUCCAAAUGGUGGCAAAGAAGGGAGCGCAGCUGCGGAGGCUGAGGACCUGGCGAGGCGGGCGUGGACACGUCUUGGGUCAAGAGCAGAGGAUCAAGCCGUCAUCUUCUUCGGUGAAUCUGGCUCAGGCAAGACCACCAUCAGGUCCCACCUGCUCUCUGCUUUUCUGGGCCUAUCCUCGACACCACUAUCAAAUAGACUUUCUCUGGCCGCAUACGUCUUUGACACGUUGACGACCACGAAGUCCUCCACCACACAGACAGCCUCGAAGGCCGGCUUGUUCUACGAACUCCAAUACGACGCCUCAUCCGCCAAGCCGACCCUGAUUGGCGGCAAACUUCUGGAUCAUCGACUGGAAAGAAGCCGUGUUACCGCCGUGCCGACGGGCGAACGAAGUUAUCAUGUCUUAUACUACUUGCUGGCUGGUACGAGCGCCGCCGAGAAAGAACAUCUUGGGCUGGAGCAGUCAACAGGCACAAAAUCCGCUGCCACAGGCCUCCACAGGUCAGCAUCCUCCGCUGCACAGAAAAGGUGGAGAUACCUCGGACAUCCAACUCAAUUGAAAGUCGGCAUUAACGAUGCCGAAGGAUUUCAGCAUUUCAAGACAGCACUUCGGAAGUUGGAAUUUCCAAGGGGAGAUAUUGCAGAGAUCUGUCAGGUCCUUGCUGCAAUCCUCCAUAUUGGCCAGCUUGAGUUCGGAGUGGGCCAGGCUACGGCCACGGCUGCAGAGGAAAGCGGUGGGUAUUCUCAUGAGGGCGGCGAGAGCGUCACGAUGGUCAAGAACUCGGAGACUCUGGGUUUGGUAGCAGCAUUCCUCGGGCUUGGGGCUGCCGAGCUCGAGGAGUCUUUACGCUACAAGACCAAGACCAUUCACCGUGAACGCGUUACGGUCAUGCUAGAUCCCAAGGGUGCGCGUGAGAGCGCGGACGAAUUGGCCAGGACCUUGUACGCUCUUCUAGUGGCCUAUAUCAUCGAGUGCAUCAAUCAAAGGACAUGCGCGGCCGAAGAUGCUGUUGCCAACACCGUCUCAAUAAUCGAUUUCCCAGGUUUCGCGGAUCAAACCUCGACGGGUUCCGUACUCGAUCAGCUACUGAACAAUGCUGCAUCCGAAUCUCUCUACAAUAUCUGCUUGCAGAGCAUUUUUGAACGGCCUGCGGAGAUGCUAGAGCGCGAGGAAGUCAGUGUGCCUGCAGCAACAUUCUUUGACAACUCAGACGCAGUUCGUGGCCUGCUGAAGCACGGCACAGGUCUUCUUGCCAUACUGGAUGAUCAGACGAAGCGCGGCCGCUCUGACAUGCAACUGCUCGAGAGCCUGAGAAAGAAAUUCGAGAACAAGAACAAGUCAAUAACCGUCAGUAGCUCGACUGCUAAGAUGCCGGGCAGCAAUUUUGCUACAACGAACCUGGCUGCAUCUUUCUCUGUUCGCCAUUAUGCUGGAGAAGUCGAGUACCCAGUCAAUGGUCUGGUGGAAGCCAACGGAGAUACGGUUGCCGGAGACUUGAUGAAUCUCAUGAAGACUACUAAGAGCGACUUCGUGGGCAACUUGUUUGGCCAGGAGGCUUUAACGACCGUGACCCAUCCAGCAGAGAAGACAGCCAUAAUGCAGGCGCAGGUGAGCUCGAAACCGCUCCGAAAGCCUAGCAUGGCCCGUCGCAAGCACGAUCAGCUCGCACGUCUUGCGAGCCGUCGUGCGGAUCGUUCUCCAGAACCACAGGAAAACGAAUCUCAAGCUGGCGAGGCUAUCCUUCGUCGAACAAAAGACAAUGCAGGAGGCCUGUCACAGGGCGCUGCGUCGCAGUUCCUAUCGUCUCUGGACAACAUCACCAAGUCUUUGACCGCUCCGAACGUCAAUAACUACUUCAUCUUUUGCCUGAAGCCGAACGAUCGCCGGAUAGCGAAUCAGUUCGACAGCAAGUGCGUCCGACAACAGAUCCAAAUACUAGGCAUAGCGGAAAUCAGUCAGCGUCUGCGCACAGCCGACUUCAGCAUAUUCCUGCCAUUCGGUGAAUUCCUAGGCCUGGUCGAUUUUGACCCUGGUGUGGUUGGCAGCGAUGCCGAGAAGACCCAACUGGUUCUUGAUGCCAAGAAUUGGCCGCCAAACGAAUUCAAGAUUGGAACGACUGGCGUGUUCUUGAGCGAAAGGUGUUGGGCAUCGGUAGCUGUGUCAGGUACGCAAGCUGCUCAAUUCUACGGCGUUGACGACGAUGGCUUGUCGAUAGGCACGCCAGGUGGUAAUCCGUUUUCUGACUCGAAAGCUCGAUUACACUCCGCCGGCGACACUCCUGGCGCAGGCUCAUAUAUAUAUGGUGAUGAGACAAAGGGAGCUGGAUAUUUCGGUGCCAGAGAGAUUGACACCAAAUCUGAAGCCGGCGCUUCCGCGUUCCAUCAAGGCGAUAUGUUCCGCAACAUGGACACGAAAGAAGAACUGGCAGAAAAGGCCAACAAGAAGAAACUGGAAGAAAUCGAUGUGAUCGCCACGACUGGCAAACGUAAGCGCUGGCUGUUUGUGGUCUAUUUCCUCACUUGGUAUAUUCCCGAUUUCAGCAUCAAAUGGCUUGGUCGCAUGCCGCGCAAAGAUGUUCGAGUCGCUUGGAGGGAGAAGCUCGCCAUCAACAUGAUGAUCUGGUUCUUCUGCCUCUUCGCCUGCUUCUUCAUCGUGGUCUUCCCAGAGCUGAUCUGUCCUCGACAGAAUGUGUUUUCAGCCGCAGAAUUGUCAAGUCACGAUGGGAAGGGCACUUCUUCUUACGCCUCACUCCGUGGAAUUGUCUUGGAUCUGGGCGCAUUUGCACCAAACCAUUACCCGAGCAUUGUCCCGACGAAGGACCUGGAGAAUUACGCUGGUCUCGACAUCACUGGUCUGUUCCCAGUACAAGUCAGUGCCUUGUGCAAUGGCAAGGAUGGCAGCGUCGACCCCCACGUCACAUUGGACUACACUUCAACUAACAUCAGCGGAACCGCGAAUGUCAUCAGUGGGGAUGAUCCAAAUCGCAAAUAUCACGACUUUAGGUCUUUCACCAAUGACCCGAGACCAGACUGGUUCUUUGAGCAGCGUAUGGUGCUCGCGGGCAAUUACAAGAAGGGUGACAUAGGUUACACGCCGCAGUAUGUGAAAACGCUCUCUACGAAGCAGAAAUCGAUUGCCAUUAUCCACGACCGCGUUUACGAUUUCACGAAUUACAUCACUGGAGGCCGUAGCAUCGGAGUCGCAGAAGGCGAGGAACGACCAACAGAUGUUGACACAGAUUUCAUGAGUGAUGCUGUUGUGGCUCUUUUCCAGCAACGCUCAGGCCAAGAUGUCUCCCGCUACUGGGAUGCUCUGACUCUGCCAGGAGGCAUAGGGGAGAAAAAUCGCAUGCAAACCCAGUGUUUGUUCGCCCGAUAUAUCCUACUCGCCAUCUCGAUCUUGCUCGUUUCCGUCAUCGGAUUCAAGUUCUUUGCGGCUCUACAAUUCAGUCGCAAGACGUUGCCCGAGAACUUGGAUAAGUUCGUCAUUUGUCAGGUUCCGGCCUACACAGAAGACGAGGAGUCACUCCGCCGAGCCAUUGAUUCUGCUGCACGCAUGAAGUAUGAUGACAAGCGGAAACUGCUCAUCAUUGUCUGCGACGGCAUGAUCAUAGGACAGGGUAACGACAGGCCGACUCCACGAAUCGUCCUUGACAUCUUGGGCGUAUCAGAAACUGUUGAUCCCGAGCCGUUAAGCUUUGAGUCACUCGGUGAAGGCAUGAAACAGCACAACAUGGGCAAGGUAUACUCAGGCCUCUACGAAGUUCAAGGUCACAUUGUGCCAUUCAUGGUUGUUGUCAAGGUUGGCAAGCCUUCUGAGGUGUCGCGUCCUGGCAAUCGGGGCAAGCGAGACUCGCAGAUGGUGAUUAUGCGCUUCCUCAACAGGGUUCACUACAACCUGCCUAUGAGUCCAUUGGAGCUGGAGAUGCAUCAUCAAAUCCGGAACAUCAUCGGCGUCAACCCCACUUUCUACGAGUUCAUGCUACAGAUCGACGCUGACACUGUUGUCGCUCCGGAUUCGGCCACUCGAAUGAUCUCGACAUUCCUACACGAUACUCGGAUCAUUGCUGUCUGCGGCGAGACGUCUCUCAGCAAUUCCAAAUCGUCGAUCAUCACCAUGAUACAAGUGUACGAGUAUUACAUCUCGCAUAAUUUGACAAAAGCCUUCGAAUCGCUAUUCGGCUCCGUGACGUGCUUGCCUGGUUGCUUCAGCAUGUACCGGAUCCGUGCAGCAGAGACUGGCAAGCCCCUGUUUGUAUGCAAGGAGAUCUGCGAGGACUAUUCUGAGAUUCGUGUCGACACUUUACACAUGAAAAAUCUCCUUCAUCUUGGAGAGGAUCGUUAUCUCACAACACUUCUUCUGAAGCAUCACCCGAAGUUCAAGACGAAGUUUAUCUUCAAUGCACAUGCCUGGACUAUCGCGCCUGACUCUUGGGCGGUCUUCAUGUCACAACGUCGGCGAUGGAUCAACAGUACAGUUCACAACCUGAUGGAGCUUAUCCCACUCCAGCAACUCUGCGGCUUCUGUUGUUUCAGCAUGCGAUUCAUCGUCUUCCUGGAUCUUUUGUCCACCUUGAUUGCCCCUGUGGCAGUGGCUUACAUUGUCUACUUGAUCGUGCUUCUUGCCAUCGACACAAGCGUGGUGCCUCUCAUGGCUUUUGUCUUGCUCGGAGCAAUCUAUGGUUUACAAGCCAUCAUUUUCAUCCUUCGCCGAAAGUGGGAGAUGAUUGCCUGGAUGAUUAUAUACAUUCUGGCAAUGCCUGUGUUUUCGCUGGGUCUGCCACUGUAUGCCUUUUGGCACAUGGACGACUUCAGCUGGGGUAACACGCGCCUUGUCACUGGAGAGAGUGGCAAUCAGAUCCUCGUAUCUGACGAGGGCAAGUUCGACCCUGACUCGAUUCCAAAGAAGAAGUGGGAGGAAUACCAGGCCGAACUGUGGGAUGCGCAAACACAACGAGAUGAUACCAAGUCUGAAAUGUCUGGCUACAGCUACGGAACGAAGUCUUACUAUCCCACUGGGUCUGUCUACGGUGGCGAUCAGCAGCAUUUGUUAGCACAGUCACGCUCUGUCUCGCAAUUCGACGUGAAUCAGAGCGUGUACGGCGCUCCGAUGGCAUACACCCAAUCUCGGUGUCGUUGCCUGCGUCUGAGCUUCUUGGCGGCACCGGAAGACGACAUGCUGCUACAAGAAAUCAGAGAGAUCCUCCGAACAGCGGAUCUGAUGUCAGUCACGAAGAAGAGCGUCAAACAAGAGUUGGAAAGGCGAUUCAGUUGCAAUCUUGACGCGAAGAGGGCAUAUAUAGGGAGUGCAACGGAAGCUGUCCUUUCUGGGCAAUUAUAG
This is a messenger RNA of Cyphellophora attinorum, 5538 nucleotides long. Its product is annotated as Chitin synthase 8. The transcript is spliced from 4 exons. Gene Ontology annotation, molecular function: chitin synthase activity; cytoskeletal motor activity; ATP binding. Lineage: Eukaryota; Fungi; Ascomycota; Eurotiomycetes; Chaetothyriales; Cyphellophoraceae. Bases 1 to 5538 code for a protein of 1845 amino acids. Gene Ontology annotation, cellular component: myosin complex; cell periphery; cell septum. The record is from RefSeq and is a predicted model, not a curated record.